This is a messenger RNA of Lucilia cuprina (Australian sheep blowfly), 1509 nucleotides long. Its product is annotated as serine/threonine-protein phosphatase alpha-2 isoform. The record is from RefSeq and is a predicted model, not a curated record. Bases 43 to 1035 code for a protein of 330 amino acids. Lineage: Eukaryota; Metazoa; Arthropoda; Insecta; Diptera; Calliphoridae. The transcript is spliced from 5 exons. Gene Ontology annotation, cellular component: nucleus; cytoplasm. Gene Ontology annotation, molecular function: protein serine/threonine phosphatase activity.
GCCGAAGAAAAUGCACAAAAACUUUUUGUGGCGGAACAAUUGAUGAAAUAUAGAAAAGAACCCAAAACAGUCGAUAGUCCUGAUGAACAGGAACAAGAACGUCGUAUUAUGGAACAAUAUUCCAUAUCACCUAGCACUGAAACAAUGAUAUCAGCUGAUGGUGAUCAAAUAACUAUACAUCAUCCAAGAGAAGAGCCAACACGUAAAUCGAAAAAAUUGAGAGAUUUCUUUGUGGCCGAAUUUGUGCGUAGCUGUCGCACGAGUAAAUCAGUACAAAUGUCUGAAUCUGAAGUACGAGGUCUGUGUUUAAAAUCCCGUGAAAUAUUCCUACAACAACCUAUACUCUUGGAGCUUGAAGCACCUCUCAUUAUAUGCGGUGAUAUACACGGUCAAUAUACAGAUCUAUUGCGUUUAUUCGAAUAUGGUGGCUUUCCACCAGCAGCCAAUUAUCUCUUCUUGGGUGAUUAUGUUGACAGAGGCAAACAAUCGCUGGAAACCAUAUGCCUGCUGUUGGCCUAUAAAAUUAAAUAUCCGGAAAAUUUCUUUUUAUUGCGUGGCAAUCACGAGUGUGCCAGUAUUAAUCGUAUUUAUGGCUUUUAUGACGAAUGCAAACGACGUUUCAAUGUUAAAUUGUGGAAAACCUUUACAGACUGUUUCAAUUGUUUACCCGUCGCCGCCAUUAUCGAUGAGAAGAUAUUCUGCUGUCACGGCGGUUUGAGUCCCGAUCUACAGGGUAUGGAACAAAUUAGACGCUUGAUGCGUCCCACAGAUGUACCCGAUACUGGUCUAUUGUGUGAUCUGUUAUGGAGUGAUCCUGAUAAAGAUGUCCAGGGUUGGGGUGAAAAUGAUCGUGGUGUUAGUUUUACGUUUGGUGCUGAUGUUGUGUCGAAAUUUUUGCAUAAACAUGAAAUGGAUUUAAUAUGUCGUGCUCAUCAGGUCGUUGAAGAUGGUUAUGAAUUCUUUGCCCGCCGUCAAUUGGUGACCUUAUUCUCAGCUCCCAUUAUUGUGGUGAAUUCGAUAAUGCCGGUGGUAUGAUGACUGUGGAUGAUACACUAAUGUGCUCAUUCCAGAUUUUAAAGCCCUCCGAAAAGAAGGCCAAAUAUAUGUACAGUGGCAUGAAUACAUCACGGCCUACCACACCGCAACGCAACGCUCCAUUAAUAGCAACGAAUAAGAAGAAAUAAUACAUCCAUCCGCUUCCAUUUCCUUAAAAGUUAUUAAAUUAUUAUAUACAUAUAAAAUUUGAUAAUAAUAAAUAUUAUAAUAAUAAUACAACUACAACAAGAAAACAAAUAAAAACAAAAACAACAAAAACAAAUAAUAAAAAUAUUAAAAAAGCUACGUGUACUACAACAACAACAAAAAAAUCAACAAAAAAAUUAUUCAAAAAUUAACUUUAAGUUGAAUUUCAGAAAUUAAAAAUAAAAAACGAAUAGCAAUCAAUCACCAUAAAACCUACAAAAAACCAGAAAAGUUACCCACUUUUAAUCAUAAUUAAUAUUUAAAGAA